AUGCGGAAACCUCUACAAAAGGAAGAGGCCCAACUUGACGAUGAGGCCAACGACGACAGAGACCACGCGGUCGAUGGAGAUGAAGAAGCACACUUACUAAGAGAAGAGAUGGAAUAUGAAGACACUGUUCCUCCAGCAUCGAAGAAACUGCGUACGCGUCGACAACGCUUUCUGGAUUUUUUACGCGGGCCGCAACCUCCUCAGAUUCAAAGCAUCGACCCGUAUUUCCCAUGGAUUCAAAACGGCCCGGUUGAGUGGCUUGAAAGCCAGAGACUCAACAGACCCAUCUCACUCGUUGCUGUGCUCCUUCCCUGGUUUCUCAUCUUCGCCUGGUUCUUGACCGCCCAGCUACCGCUGCAAGACGGAGACGGCAACAAUGUAAUCAACCUGGGCUGUGUCGAUACAUUGUGGGGGCGCAAGAACGAGUGCGGAAUCGACGGCAUCGACUGUCGUCCGUUCAGCAACCAUUCUUUUGCUUUCCAAUGCCCUGCAAAGUGCAGAGAUGUACAGCUUCUAAAUCCGCGCACUGUCGGACCGGUUCAAGUCAACUACCGUCCUUUGGUUGUCGGAACGGGACUUUAUCGCGGCGACAGCUUCUUAUGCGCCGCAGCCAUCCACGCGGGAAUUGUCGAUGAUCGCCGAGGCGGCGGUGGUCGUGUCAAGCUCAUGGGAGGCCAUGACAAUUUUGCUGGCACAAAGCACCACGGUAUCGAGUCUAUUCCGUUUGACUCGUACUUUCCGCUCUCCUUCUCCGUCGUUUUCGAUGACAAAUUUCAGCCACCAGCCGAUCCGCGCACAGCCCUGCUUCCCAUCACGAUCCUCUCUACAGUUGUACUCGCCAUCUUUUCCUCGUCGCCCAAAAUCUUCUUUCCCAUAUUCACCCUCAUCUUCGCCCAUGUGAGCUUCGUCUCCGAUCCGCCGCCGGCAUUGCAUCUCAACACGACGGUAUUACCAGAUCACAUUUCAGCGUUCGCGAAGCGUCUGUUGCCGGCCAUGUUCGUAAUGGUGGUAAUGUACUCCACCACAAUCAAGCGGACGUUAGCUGGGUUGAGCGCCCACAUCGAAAAGGCCGUGUUCUGGCUCGGAGGCUUUUGGAUCGGCGCAUUAUCAAAUUAUACGUUUGACUGGAUCCCAAUUUCGCGACUUACCGCUCAUGAUCUCGAGCAGCAGCCUGGCGCAAAACUGGCGUUGGCAAUCAUCGUCUUGGUAUUGGCUGUGAUUGUUGUGGGUCAAGCAUACUGUUUCUGGCUCGAAGGCCGCCUGAUCCGUUAUCUGGGCCUGUAUGGCCUGUUCGUCCUGGCAAUCAUUGUCUGUCUUGUGAUUCCAGGCGUCAACUUGCGGAUCCACCAUUACAUCCUGGCACUUUUGCUGCUUCCUGGUACAAGUCUUCAGACACGGCCUUCGCUGUUCUUUCAAGGCCUCUUGCUUGGUCUUUUUGUGAACGGCAUAGCGCGAUGGGAUUUUGAUUCUGUGUUGCAAACUUCUGCUGCUCUGCGUGCCGAUGCAAAAUUCGAGUCGGUUGUCCCCCAGAUAAUGGAACCGCUCAUUGAGGUAGAAAAUGAUGCUCUAUUUGUGACGUUCAACUUUACUAGGCAUCCACUUGAUGUUGACGGUAUGAGUGUCCUUGUAAACGAUGUGGAGCGCGCCCGUGCCUUCUAUGACAAUGAAGGUGAUGGAAUUUGGGAUAUCUUUGAAUGGAAGAGAGAUGUGGAUAGUGGGUUGAAUGAGUACUUUCGGUGGGCCUAUAUACGGGGCGGUUACACCCUGGAUUACUCAAAACCAGGAACAUUGUUUGCAAACGGUAGCUGGAGUUCUGAAAUCUACGGCAUACUUGUCAACGCUACCGCAGCUCUUGCGGCACUUGAUUCCCGACAGAACAAGAACUGUCCUGCUCAGCCUACCUGCCCCCGAUGGAACAGCUGUCUCUCCACUGCCACUAAUGGUGGUGUCUUCAAACUGAACUGCGCCACUGACUUCAAUGGUCCCAUCAUUGGUAUCGCCCAGGCCAACGUUUUCGUUGACUGUGCCGAUGCAUGCGCUCGCCACACACACUGCACUGCUUUCAACAUGAAGGACAACUUCUGUUACCUUCUCGGUAAGGAUGUUGGCGCAGCCCGUAUAUCGACCGAUCGUGUCAACGCUGGCACCCAAGCUAAGCCAGCGACCGAGUUGGAGCCCGCUCCCGGCAGCUCCAUCUGUGAGACUGAGAUCAACUGUCCCCACAACGACUACUGCCGCUUCAACACCAAUGGCCAGUCCUAUAUUAGUCGCUGCAACUACGACUUCAAUGGUGGCGACAUUGCUAUUGCACAAACAAAAUCACUCACUGAGUGCGCAAAUCUGUGCUCGCUCUUGAAGGGCUGCGUUGCUGCGACUUGGGUUGGUGGGAUAUGCUAUCUCAAGAAUGACCAGUAUAAGGUCGUUUAUAACCCUAAUGUCGAUAGUGUUUAUCUUGAACACUGA
This is a messenger RNA of Bipolaris maydis ATCC 48331, 2463 nucleotides long. RefSeq lists its product as uncharacterized. The record is from RefSeq and is a predicted model, not a curated record. NCBI's taxonomy places the organism in Eukaryota, Fungi, Ascomycota, Dothideomycetes, Pleosporales, Pleosporaceae.